This is a messenger RNA of Prunus armeniaca (apricot), 1182 nucleotides long. The record is from the annotation of a GenBank genome assembly. Lineage: Eukaryota; Viridiplantae; Streptophyta; Magnoliopsida; Rosales; Rosaceae.
AUGACGCCGACCGUGCUAGACCUGGCCGCUCUAUUCAGCCUCUCCUCUCUCGGCAUGGAGGUGAACGCCGCUUUGGUCGCCCCUGAGGCCGAAGGGAGCUUUAAGGCCGCAUGGCCCACAGUUGCCAAGCUUGCUGGGAGCAAGGUGAAGAACAUGCUCAACUACUCCAGCUUCUACGGCAACUUCGGUGUGGAGGAUAUCGCCGAUGAUGAUUCGAUUGCUCCCUUGGGCGAGGUCGAGCAUGCCGCGUUCUUGCUGUAUUGGCUGUGCAAGUUCGUGUUUUGCACCCAGGCGAACAAAGUCACCCUGGAGUUCGCCCAUCUGGCCGACUAUCUUGCGCAAGGCGGAAGGCUGGCACUCGGCCCAUUCCUCCUCGGUCACAUCUACCGCACGCUUCACGAUGUGGUUACCGACGGGAUGAAGCCGAAGCACGGUGGUCCACGGUGGGCCUUCCAGUUCUGGUUGCAGGCCUACUUCCCAGAGCUGAGGGGUGCGGUUAGCGUCGCCGAUACCGAGCCGUUGGCCACCGCAUUCGCCCGGGCCCCCAAGAAGCACAAUGCCUCGACCUUCUGCUACAAGUUUUUCUAUGAGCUGACCGAGAGGACCGGGUCGCAGUUCCGGGUGUCCCUCGCUCGACCGUAUCCCUUGUACCUGGCACACGACCUCUCCAUAAUUCCUGAUGGCGAGACGGAGAACGACUUGAGGGAGAUCUGGGGCUCCUUUUUGGUCAAGUGUGACCUUCACUGUGGCCUGUCCAAGGCCGGGGCUGAGGUUUAUUUGCCGCAUUUCGUGGCGCGGCAAUUCGGCCUAAUCCAAAUGGCGCCGCUCCCGCCGCUGUCGAUCAACCGGCUCUCGUCCUGGAGGGCCGACGUUGCCCAGCAGCAUUGCAUGGCUGGGAUUUCCUUCCAUCUUCAGAAAGGGAUGUCCUUCAUUACGCUGAGGCCGUGGAUGCGUCGAAACGCGGUUGACGAAGAUGGAAGGCUUUGGUACAAGGACUGCAUCUCGACCAGAUUCAUCCGGCCCGCUGAAGAGGCCGUGAUGGGGGCCCUGAAGAAUGCAGAUUGGGACCCCUCCUUCCCAAGGCUGGCAAAGGGAAGAAAGCCCCGGCCGUGCCUUCUCGACCAAGUACGCCGACCGCGGCUGUACCCAGGGUGGCGGCCCCUCCCUUGGCUAGAACAGUGA